AUGGCGACAGCUAAAAUAAGCCAGGAAAUCGACGAUCAGUUUCUACAAUGUCCUGUCUGUAUGGACCAGUUUGACACCCCUAAAACAUUACCAAGAUGUGGCCACACCAUCUGUGUUGGUUGUUUGACGAGUAUCAUAUCUAGAAACUAUGGCCGCUUAAAAUGUCCACUAUGUCGAAUUGACAGCACAUCCCUGAUUCCCCGUGGAGGGGUCAACGCACUUCCAGAUAGUUAUAUUAUAAAUUCUUUGAAAGAAUUUGUGAAAGUACAGAAAAAGUCUAAAGCAGUAAUUGGUGAAGUCUGCAGUGUUUGUAAGGAGUCAUCUGCCGAGUCCUACUGCACUGUGUGUGACCAGUUACAAUGCAGUGACUGUAGUGAAAAACACCAAAACAUCACUGUCACAAAACAUCACAAAAUGCUCUCAAUUGACGAGUUUCGUUCUACGCCCUCGAAUUUGCUUCAACCUAGAAAUUGUUCGCUACACGAGGGACACCAAGUAGAGUUGUUCUGUCAGAGCUGUGAUGUGCCAGUGUGUCUUCAAUGCAUUCGGACAUUCCACCAAGGAGAUGACCACAAGCAUGUUGCCUUGGCAACGGCUGCUGAGAAGAAACGAGCAAAAGUUGUAAAAUUACUGGAACAAGUUAACAAAAAGGUCCCAGAAAUGAAGAAAAUACGCGAAAGUCUCAAUCAUAAACAUGAUAAGUUGUCAAUUGAGCGAACGCAACUCUAUAAAGAAAUCUCUACAAAAACUUCAGAAAUUAUUAAUACAAUUAAGUGCUGUGAACAUGCUUUAUUAGAGCAGGUCCAUAGUCAUUAUGAAGGAGUGAUGGGGAACAUUGAGAAUAAUAUUUCUCAAUUAGAUGAAACUAUUCAACAAGGUGAAAAGAUCACAUCCCUUGGGGAAGAAAUGCUUUGGAGCUCUACGGAUUCUUGGGUCUUCUUUUUAGAGAAACAACAUGGCGGCCAAUUGCGAGAGAUAAUCGCUACAAACACAAAAAUAACGCCACCCACCAUUCAACCAAUCACUUUCCAGAGUGGUGACGGUAUCAGUGAAUCUUGUUUGACGUCAUGCAUAGGUAGCUUGGCUUUCAUUGGAUCAGAAGUAACCAGUUUGACAGGCGUCAAUGCAUUACCUGCAACCAUUGGUAGGCAUAGGAAGUUCAACAAAGUUAAAACGAUCGAUUCAUAUGGGCCAAUCUAUGACCGUAAGCGACUGAGACAACCAAGAGGGGUUACGUUGAUGGGUGAUGAAAUGUUCUUGGUUGCUGCAAUGGGGAACGAUCAGGUGCUAAAAUACUCGAUAAAUGGUGGAUUUGAGUCACAGAUAUAUUUUCAGAACCCAUGUGAUGUUGCAACAACUAAAACUUUGUCUUCUCUGGAAGGUACUAUUUACAUUACAGAUGGGCAUUCUUUGACUCGAUAUAGUGACUCUGGUGUUAAGUACUGCAGUGAAGGCAUAGAUGAUAGCAGUCAGGUUCUAGGUGUCACCACCAACCUGGAACAAACCAAAAUGUACGUGGUUGCAAGAUCAAUCACGAAGGAAGAAUCAAUCUGUACUAAUGAUGUCGAAUGGGUAACACCAUCAUCGUCUGAAUGUAUGAACCAGACCAGCAUCUGUUACUGGGAACUAGGAGCAAGAAAAGACAGUCAACACUUGAAAUGCGAUGGUAUCGGCAGGUUCAUUGCUGUAAACAACAAAGAACAGAUACUGAUCACAGACAGCAGUCAUGGGAUUGUGAAAGUGUUCAACAGUAGGAAGAAAUGCUUGGAGUUUACAUUUGGGUCAGAAAAGCAGCUUACGAAUCCACUCGGUGUGUCUACGGACAUGGACGAUAAUGUGUUUGUAUGCAGCAAAGGAUGUGUCAAGAUGUUCUCACCAACGGGAAGAUACCUUUGUCGAGUUGAUAGAUCUCGUGACAAGCUAUUCCAUCCUGUUGCUGUGUGUGUCACAAGACGACAUCCUUACAAGGUUAUUGUCAUCGUUGAGGAUCAUGACAAGAAUGGACAAAUUGUCAUCUACCAAGAAGAACAAUGA
This is a messenger RNA of Saccoglossus kowalevskii, 2034 nucleotides long. RefSeq lists its product as uncharacterized. The record is from RefSeq and is a predicted model, not a curated record. NCBI's taxonomy places the organism in Eukaryota, Metazoa, Hemichordata, Enteropneusta, Harrimaniidae. Gene Ontology annotation, molecular function: zinc ion binding; ubiquitin protein ligase activity.